GUUCUUGACAUAACAUCGCGUGGGCUCAGUUAAACGUUCAUAUGCAAAAGAAGAUUUAGGAACUCUUUCCUGGUGUUAGCAACAUUGAUGUGUAACGUGCCGUUAUUAUUGUCUUCAAUCCAGCAUAGGAUAGACUCUUCGUACCACGACAGCACAGAUACGUCGCUGAUUCCUGCGCUGAACUCCGUCGCGGAGAGGCUUUCCAACAUGGCUGUGGCGCCGAACAGUUCGGAUGCCUGUCUCAGCAUCGUUCAUAGCCUAAUGUGCCACAGACAAGGCGGCGAGUCGGAAUCGUUCGCCAAGCGCGCUAUCGAGUCUCUUGUCAAGAAACUAAAGGAGAAAAGAGAUGAACUUGACUCCUUGAUCACAGCUAUUACGUCUGGAGGUACGCAUCCUUCGAAAUGCGUUACAAUCCAACGCACGCUAGACGGAAGGUUGCAAGUCGCUGGACGAAAAGGCUUUCCGCAUGUUAUUUACGCGCGAAUUUGGAGGUGGCCGGAUUUACACAAGAACGAGCUAAAGCACGUCAAGUACUGCCAAUUUGCCUUUGAUUUAAAGUGUGACAGCGUUUGCGUGAAUCCUUACCAUUAUGAGCGAGUUGUCUCGCCUGGUGAGUACACAAAAUACCCAGUUUCAAUAUUAUUAUUGUAUUAUUGUUAAAUAACAACUGCCCCAAUCUGCUGGUAGAUGGCUACUUCGCCAAACUGUUCAGUCUGAUAAUGCAACGUUUUUCUGUACAAUUAAGAGAUUGUCUUUGAUGGCCUUAACGUCAAGUGAGACUAACUGCAACCUUGUUAUUCCACAGAUAUCACAGGGCUGGCAUUGUCGAGAAACCCAGGUACAAUUGUAUUUGAUUUAUGAAUGUUUUAAUAUCUAUUCGAUCAUUGACGGUUUCUUUUGCCUGUUUUCUCGAUUUUUAUCCCCAUGCUAUGUACUGUUAUUUCAUUUCGUACUGGUGAUAGGUAUUUGUUUUAGCGUUUGUUAAUGUCUUGUCUUCUACUGUGGCUUUCAAUGUGUAAUCAUAAUCCUGGUGAUCCCUUUGUUGAGGCUCAGACAUUCUGUCUGCUCCAUAACACGUGGCCGGCUCGGCCAUCUUUUAGUGUUCUAGUUGGUUGGCAGUAGACAAUGGCUCCAGCCAUUUCCUUGCUUUGAAGAAAGUUUUCAUAGUAGGUUCCAAAAUGUUGCGAUUUCGAGUAGAAGGUAGUAAAGGUGGUAAAAGUUAAGAUCAUUAGCAGACAAAGGGAAAGUGAUAAAGAAUGAUUAAACAAAAAUGGUCAACGGGUACAUGUGUUGACUGAAGAGUCACGAUAUAUGCCAGGGGGUCUCAGUCAACUCGUGGUUUCCUUGUUGACAAUAAUUUUAUUGUGCCUAUUUAUAGUAAGUAUCCAGAUAUUGCUUCCAAGUUUAAAUGAUCGUAUAAGAGGUCUCUGUAGUGCAAUUUCUCAGUAGAAGCAAUUGUGGAAACACUUCUCAAACGUCAAACUGUUGUUUAAAACAGCUCUUUCAUCAGCUUAGCAGCACAUGCCUUAUUAUUUUGUAAAACCUCCCAGAAUACCACAUGAAUAUAUAUCUGAAAUCUACUUGUGCUUUUGGCGUUAAACAUUUUCCAUUAUCAGUUUUGCCUUUUUCUUGACUAACAGUUUUGUUUUUCCUCAAACACUAGUCAUAUCAGUUUUAAGUUCACCGCUUGCAUUUUAUGCAUCUUUUUCACAAACAGGCAGAAUACAUUCUUAUAAUACCAGCCCCAAUACCAGCUGAUAAAUCUUUUGAAUUUAAUUUACAACUUGACUGCCUGGGCAGUGAAAGAUUUUCCUUUUGAAAUAACUAGCUGUUUUAGCACUUUUUAAACUUUGGUGUUGUGAUUCACUUGUAAAUAAGUGGAGUUAACAUCUGUCACAUUGUAAGUAACUUCACCUUUAUUGUUAUUAUGUUGAACUACCAAUUAAAAGCUUUUGAGAAAAAAGAAAGAAACAGAUCUAGAAUAGAGCUGAAAGUGUUGUUGCUGAAAAGUUGGAUGUUCUUGGUGAUAUGUUAACUAUGCUGUAAAUAUUUUCAGUAACCUUUCAAUCCUAAUUUGUAUGAUGCCAUUUGGCGAUUGUACUGUGCGCAGCCAAUUACAUUAUCCACUAGAUGAGAGUAACAAAGAAGAUUUAAUGCUAUUCACAGGGCUUCUGAUAGGUUGUGGAAAAAACUCAAAUUUUGCCAUAUUUUCAGAGUCAAGUUAGAGGAAAAAAUGGCUGAUUUCAGAGGAAAUUUGUGGGAAUUUUCAGGGCAAAAAAUGAAAGAACCAAAAGAAAGCCUACUUGUUGUAUUUUACCCGGCAAAAUAAUUUCAUGUGAGUUAAAAAAGUCAUCAUAGAGUAGAAACAUUUAGCCAGACUUUGAGAUGGGUUGUAUGUGUAGUGCUCUCAAGUACAGAAUACUGAUGUUUUAUCAACACUAACACAUAGCUUUUUUUUUCACUGACAGCAAGUUAAAUUUAGAAAUCAAAUUCAGAGGGAAUUGUUUUGUUUUCUCUGCACCAAUAUUUUAGAUAUUAAUUAAACUGGGUGAUAAAAGCUAAAAUGGACAGCCUUAUGUAAGUUUCUAGGAGGUCAUAAACCUAAAGUAUAGUAAAUAGUACAACUGUCUAGUGAUCUGAUGUUUUUCCAGAGGGCAAAAAAUUGUUCCUGAGCUCUAACACUCUAGUUCAUUAUUGAAAGGAAAGUCUUAAAAUGAUGAAAUUAUAACUGGGGUGCGUGUAUUGUGUUGGCUCUACGGUGAUCUACAAUAUAAUACACUGUCUUGCGAGUGGGGCUUUAUAGGUACUCACAAUGACCCAUCUUCAUCAAUAUUUUUAAUUACCAAUGAAAACACACUGGAAAAUAGACAGUUAUUAAAAGACAGGGAAGUUAUAUUUGGAGGUGUUAAUUUUGUAAAAAUUUAAUACCUCAUUAAGAUUUACUUAGAAAGGAUUUAAUCAGAGCUUACUGUCAUUAAGCACAGAUUUGAUUAGAGUUAAUGCAAGCACACACUUGAAAUCCGUAGUUGCAGGCACCAACAAUUAUACUCUAUUAUUUUAUUAAAGCAUUUUAAAUCAUGUAUUUUUAUUUCCACUCUUGACAAAUAAUCACUGAACCAUGAAAUUUUAUACAUUCAACUUUUCCGUUAUAUAAACUAUAAAAAUACCACAAGAACUUGACAGGGAACUACAACUUACUAUAAAACGGCUUUUAUUAAUAACAUGAUAAGAAUCAUUGGCAUUUAUUAUUUUACCAGUAAAGGUAUUAUAAUUAGCAUUCUUUUGUUAUGAGUAUUUUAAGUACCCUUGUCUUAAAUCAGUGCAUGUUUCCAAUGCAAAACCCAGAAAAGGAAACAAAAAUUAGGCCUUAAUAUGGGUAUAACAUUAAGAAAGCCAUCCCGUUUUAAUUCAGUGAAUCAAAUAAAAUGUUAUUGAACACUUAAGAAUGAAGAUAAACGAAAAAAGUUUAAUUACACAACGUUUCGAUGUCACCAUGACAGACAUGUACUCUGCAUCGCACUGAUCACACACAUUAGUAAUUAUACACCACGCAAUGUUGAUUAAUUCAGGGUUGUUUGGGCUCAUGCAUUUUAAGAUCACCAACUUUUUGGCUUGUAAAUACUGGUUGAAGGAUGUGGUCAAUUUUCUUGCUCAGAUUAGAAAGUUGUGUUUUCGCUUCGUCAGCCAACUUUUGAUCUUUAACCCUCUAAGCCCCAAGAUCCACAUACAAAUUCUCCAUACUGAUCUCCAUACAUUACUCUUAAGAACAGUUGAGAGAAUUUGGUUUAAGAUCAAAGUGUCUUCUCUUUGGUUAUUCAAUUUAGUAAUUCUCAUAACCUUUACUCUGGUUGUUAGGAGAAAAUUGAUGUUGGUUACCUCUUGAGACCUAAAGGGUUUAUUGGCAAUACCAGUCAGUGAAUAUUAUUUUAUUAAAUUCAAUAGCAGAAAAUAUUCAGAUGGACUGACAAGCACUCAGUCAGACACAUCUACUCUAUGGCAGGUGUAUGCACCAGAGAAUGCCAGUCCAUCUUAGUGAGGGCUUUUUUACUGUUCUUGCAUUGAAAACAAAUAAUAUUAUGAAGUGCUGUUUUGUAAAUGGUGUUGAUAUUUCAAACAAGAAAGUUUAAUGCCUCUUGGCAAGUCAGGAAAGGCCUCAAUGUAAUUUGUAAUGGGAAACUUUGUUUAGUAUGAGUGAUGAUUAGCUCUUAUCCUUUGACCAAACAGUAACCAGAACUGGAAUCUAUAGCUGCCAUUGUUGUUUAGCAUUUAGCGUCAAGUUUUGUGACAUCAAGUUUGUAAUAAUGAAUGGAAAUGUUUUCAAUUUAUUCAGUGUUACCAUUAUUAGAGAUAAAGGAUUUGUAGUGUUGUGCCUAGUUUUUUUAAACUACAAGAGAAAAGGAUGAAGGAGCAAACAACAUUGUAAAAUUGCAAGAAUUCAAAUUAUUAUGUUUAGUUUUUAAAACCCUGAUGUAAUUAAUAUGUAGGAGAAAACUUAAAAUAGAACAAUAAUAUUUUUGUUGUGGUAUGAAAUUAAUGUUCUAUGCAAACUUUGAUUUAAUCUCUGAUCCAAUUAAAACAUUUAUUCAUUUUUGAGUCAUAUUUACCAACAGUCUGUUGUCUAGGUGCAUUAUUAAAGUUUUGUUUUUACAACUCAGUUUACGUGUAUUAUGGUCUUCCAUUAAAUACAAUCAGGUAGCCACAGAGACUAAAAAGGUCUUAAGUUUAUAUUCUUGAACACUGACAGACAUUGCACUUCUAUAGAUUGGGUCUAGUUUGUAAAAAAAGAAGAGACAACACCCUUAACUGUUCCUGUUGUAGUCUUGUAGUUGUUUAAACCUGUGACAGCUUUUUUCAGUAAUUGGUUCUAUCAAUAAAAAGUAAACAAUAAUUUUUAUUUCAAAAAUCAAGAAGAGAAAUAAAGUAUCAAAAAACCUUAUCAUGUCAUCAGCUUUCAAUUAUGGUAGAAGUGCCAAAAACUGUACAAAAUUAAUCACCAGAACCGAGUUUUUUUAGGGGUUGCCUUUAUAUUGCCAUGUUGAGAAUUCUUUUUUAUGUUAAUGAACCAAUCUCUUACCUCACUUUGCUAGAUGGAGCUUAUGCCAGUAAUUCGCAACCAGAUCCUGACUUUCAUCAAGCUGUUGGUCCCACAGCUCAUCAUUAUCCUGGUUUGUAAUGUCUUUUUCCUAGUCAUACUAUUUAAAACUAAUUUUAAAUCAUCAGGGGCUAAAUUAGAUUUGUACUUUUGAUUAAGGAAAGCAGGUUUUUUUAUUAAAGAACUUUUCAUACUUCUGGAGGGAAAGUUGAUUUGCUCAGAAUUUUUGCUUGUACACUUUUCUCUUUUUUUUUGUGGGGUGGGGUGGGGGGGGGGAAGCGGAGGUGGAGGGGGAUGAACCCCUACCCGAUGCCUUGGUAGUUCAGGCAUAUUCCCUUAGCAUGUGGAUGUGUUAAAUUCCAUGGGAUUAAACAGUGAACAAAUUCAUAAAUUGAAAUAACUAUAUGUAAUAAUGUAUCUUGAAAAAGUAAUGAAUUUCCCAUGUGCUAUUAAACAGCUACUUUCUCAUUCCUUGUUGUUUGUGCACCAUACUGGUCCACUGGUGUUUGCACCUAUCAGCAAUUUAAUGGUGUUGGCUGAAAGAUGGCAGUUGCUAAUUUGAAUUACAAUAUUAUGUUGACUGGAUUUGUCUGGUUAAAGCCCUAAACAGGUAUAACAUGUUGGUCUAUAAUCAUUAAACAUCAUUGAAUGCAACAUGUCAGAUUUGUUGGAACACCUCAUUAGAUGUUGUUGAUUGAUGUUGAAUCAGAUUUGAUUGAGUUUGAUCUUGUCAUCCAAGAUCAUCCAACGUUUGUCCUAUUUUCAUGCAUGAUGAACCAUGUCAUUACAUGUGUAUGUUGCCAUAAUUUAACAGCUUUCACAAUAAUUAUGUAACUGCACUUCUUUUGUUUGGUGUAUUAUUUUAUUAGUUAUACAGUGAUGGCUCUGCACAAGUAUAUUACAGUUUGGAAAAAUGAUCUAAACUAGACUCCACUUUGAACCUUAAAUCAUUUAUAUUCCUUCUUCCUGAAGGUAGCCAGUCACUCCCUGCUUCAGUCGUUGGAGGACCUCCGCAUCAUGAUAUGUACCCUGGAAUGAAUGCUGCUGGUGAUCAUGGUAUGGGACCAAUCUUCCCAGCUUUAUAUCAUAGUUGUCAUUUGAAAUGUAUAGUUGCACAUCUGCUUGUCAUUAAUUUUGUUGGUAGUAAACAAGGAAAACUAGUUUAGUGCUUGAAAAAAGUCCUGUUUGAUUGUCUGAGACAAGUAGAUUUUCUUGCCAGGCAAGUAACUUGUUAAGCUCACUUGUCCAAUGGACAUGACUCCAGGCAAGACUUUUUAUAAUUUAUUUUUAAAUCUGCUGUUAAUAAACUUUUGCCUGUAAAAUCUUUCUCCUGCAAUAAGAUUACAAGAAAUGUUAUUAUUAACUUUGAUAAUGUCACACUUUGCUAUAGGUGGACCACCUAGUUGGGGAGCUGUUUCAGCAACUUAUACCCCUGGGCCACACCCGGGAAGUGGAUAUUGUAAGUUAGUAUUUCUAGAGUUUCUGUGGUAUGUAAUCCGGAUUGCCUUCACAGGACACAACCAUGAUUUGUCUGACAUCAAUAAUCUAAACCCAUUUGCCCCAGGAGAUUUUGCCAUAAAACGCGUGUUGAAGCUAUAAGUCAGUGGUUUUCUGGUCACUGUCAUGCUACAGUAUAAAGAGGCAAAACUUACCACAAAGCCAUUUACAGGUUGUACACUUUGCUGCCUUCUGAUUCCGAUGCAAAAUAUUAGCUCGCAAAGUUUGGGCAUGCUCAGAAAAAAAAAUUUGUGGGUUUAAAUGUGAGACCCCUAGUGAAGAUUGACUUUUAGUUUUCACUUUCUCUCCUCCCCUCUUUUUUCACUUUUCUUGCCUCAUUUUUUUAUUCUCUUGCUGAGCAUUUAGUAGGCUUCAUUUUGGUGGGAAAAGUUUUUAGGGAAGCUUUUAGGAUCUUGGGAUUAGAUGAAAGGAAUGGUAGGUCAGUUGUGGAACAAGAUUUUUAUGGAAAUUUUCAGGUCAAUGUUACAUGGUAUUUUACCUUUUUCUCCGGUGUCCUUGACUGAAUUGUGCUCAUUCUGGAAUGGUUUGAAAGGUCUCUUCACUCUGCACAAGUCAACAGACAAAGUUAUCUUGACCAUUAAAACUGAUGAUCAUGAUGUCUCAAGCAGUAGAAAGGACAUGAAUUCGCACGGGCGGCCACAGGUGGCUCAGAGGCAAAUGGAUUAAAACAAUAAAACAAUAAUUUUCAUGAUACAAAUCCCUCUGAGACUGUGCUUUGCUCAUUAUCAUCAUAAUCAUCAUUCAGCUGCUAAGCAGUUUUAAAAUGUAACACUAACAUUCUCCUGUAGUAACAAAAGAUACUACUGAAGAAGUUUCAGUAACCAACAUGUAAAUAACAUUAUAUAUUUAUUGUUUGAAAUUAUUGAUCAUGGGUCUUCCAUACUUCUACCAAAUUCACUUUUGGUUUGCUGAUCACUACUACUACAUGGCAAAAUAUUUUGUAAAACAGUUAGAUAGAAAAUUUUACUUAUUUUCUAUUAUUAUACUGAAAGAUAUUUUUAAUGUGUAUAAAAAAGUUUAUCAUCAUGACUAUAUUAAAGGUAAAGAAAACCCCUCUAACUUUUAGGAAAAGACACUAGCUUCCAAUCUUACACUGAAAAAUGGAACUUAGCUGAAAGCAAUAUUUCCUACAUGUCAGCUUCUUUGUCUUUUGUCAUUUAAAAGAUCUGAACAAACUUGUUGGAGUCUCCUGUCAAAGCUUGCUUUUCUAAAUUACCUUUAUACAUGUACACUUAUGACGUUAAGAAGUCUGGCUGCCAGGUUGAAAACAGCAAGGCUGUUAAGGGAACUUGUAGCAGCACUGCAGCUGUUACUAUUGUAUUCAACAUAGCAUAACCUUAAAUUUUGAAUUGGCGAAUGACAAAUCUUUUUUUAGGUUGUUAUUUGUUAAAAAUAUUCAGAAUAAUAGGAAAACAAGAAAUGGUGAGAUGGACAACCAUAAAAUAUUUUUUCAGCUUGUUAUUUGUUAAGAAUAUUCAAAAUGAUAACUGGAAGAAAGGAAUUAAUGAUAAGAACAACCAUAAAAUCUUUUUUUGGUUGUUAUUAUUUUAUUAAAAGUAUUCGAAAUAGGAAAAAAGGAAUUUAUAACAUGAACAACCACAAAAUAUAUUUUUUAGGUUGUUAUUUUUUUUAAAUAUUCAAAACAAUGGAAAAAAAGGAAUAGGCAAUAUGAACAACCUUAAAAUUUUUUUUGAGGUUGUUUUUUGUUAAGAAUAUUUAUAACAAUAGCACAGAUGGACAACCAUUACUGCAAAAUUAAUUAUAUAGUGGCAGGCGAAAGUGCAGGUAGAAAAUAAUACCUCAGUUUGUCAAAUUUCUGUUUUAUAAAUUUUCCCCUUGGAUUAGCCAGAAAAAGUGGAACAUUCGUUAAUUUGCGUUUUUAAUGGUAUUCUUCAGGGAUAAUGGAGAAAUAUUUCAACUUACCACAAUAAUUUAGAUGGUGUUAUGUGGAAGCAGGGUUUGCCAUUUGCAUGACAAAGAAUUUUUGAGGAUUUGCAAAGAAAAUGAAUCCAUGUAGUGGCCGGCCAAGACAAGAUUUGGAUGGCAACUGCUAUGGAAUCCAGCACCCUAAACCAUUCCACCUUGCAUGCUGAAAAAUAAGUCACUUACAGUGAAAAAUCUAACCCCCUUAUCUCUUGGAUGUGGAAAAUUAAUGGAGAACCAACAAAAUAAAACCAAAGAAUCAUCAUUAAGGAAAUGAAUUCAUUCAUUGUUUUUUUUAAUUUUCUUUAGGGACCCAAGAUGCUGCUUCUGAUAUCCAAGAUAGUGCCCCUUUAUCCAAACAUCCUCGUAAGUGAAUGUACAGAUUUUAAAUACAUGUACACUUCCAUCUGCAAGAGACUGAUAUCAAAAAAUUGGAAUUUCACUUGGCAAAAGACCAAGGGUGAAACAAACCUGACUGUAGGAAAUAAAUACUAUUGAAACGAGUACAUUGAAUUUAAAAAGUUUCUGAAGCCAAAUCAAUUGCAAGAUGAGCCUGGCACAGUUAAGUCCUGCAUUUAAUCAUUUUAGUUCACGUCAAGUGUCGUGAACAAGCUAGUUUGUUGACAAGCUUUGUAGUAUUUAGGUAAAGAGGCGACUAAACGUAAAGAGACUUGGAACAAGAAAGAAGAAACCUUCUUUUGGCAUAAAAAUCAAGUCAAGGUUUAUGCCCACAUAAACUAUUUUAAUAUUUUCAGCUUGAAAUGCGAAAAUACCUGUAUGUUCCAGAGAGCCUCUAAAGAAAUGUAUCACAAACACUGCAGCUACCAUAUUUCGAACCAUUUUACUCAACAUUAUUCAGCACCAGGUGUGCUUAAAAUCUUUUUUCUAAAAUAAUUUGAAGACACCUUUGAAAUGAGAUAAUGCGGCUCUUUUUAUUUACUCAAUCCAUCUCGAGGUCACGUGACCUUUCUCAGACCAAAAUAAUUAUUGUGGGAUGAACUUUGCCCGUUCCAGGCUCCGAGUUCAUUUAUGCAUCAUUCCCCACUAUCCGAGAGCCGACCCGAGAGCCUUGAACAGGCUAGGAUGUUAAAUAAAUGUGAGAUGGAAAGGGCAUAAAAGGUACUGAGUUAAUGGCCAGAUGUUUGGUUUUAGAGUGUUAACACUGAUAUUUUAUGGCUGCUUCUCCGAAUAUCGGACAAGCAAGUCUUGCAUGUCAUUCACCUCCAAAGUGGCUUUCUGGCUUAUUUCUAUCACUGGUGUUGUUUGAGUUGUAGCCAAUAAUUUUUGUGGUGAUACAAAAAACAAAGUACUCGGCUAAGAGGAGACACCUUGUUUUUAUCUCAUUUUGUUUUUGUUUUUGUUUUUUUCUUAUUUUUUGUACAGCUCCUGAGAACUGGUGUUCUAUAUCGUACUUUGAACUUGACCAGCAGGUCGGCGAGAUUUUUAAGGUCAUGUCGUCGUGUCCAUCUGUUAAGGUUGAUGGUUAUGUUGACCCCUCAGGUGGCAGCCGGUUUUGUCUCGGCCAACUCUCCAACGUUCAUAGAACAGAUGCUAGUGAGAAAGCUAGGCUGCACAUAGGUUAGUAAAGGUUGUGCCCUGUCCUUCUUAUGAAAGAUUAAAAAUAGAACAACAUUUUACGUUUACAGUUUAAUAUUGAAACCUCAUAAGCUGUCAUGUGCGAAAAUCUGAAAGCUUUCUGACUGAGUACCUUCCUCCUUCCUUAGUGGACAUUUUAUCAUCAUCAUUGUAUUAUUUUUUUUCCCAAGGAGGCCUACAUGCAGUGCUGCGUUUGUUGUUAUUGUUUCUUAAAAGAAUGCCACUUUUUUAAAUUGCAGGGCACAGGGAGGGUACUGAGCUUGAGUCCGCAGUAUCUUUAGGGACUUCUUCUGGUUGUGGAAUUAAUUUAAAAUUCCUUAUCGGUGGAUUGGCCUAGCAGUUCCUAAAUCUAUCCCUGGAAUUAAGCUUAAUGUAACAACUUACUACACACGUUUUCCUUCCUUCUUUUCUUUUCUUUUUUCUUUUGUAGGUAAAGGAGUCCAGCUGGACUUGAGAGGUGAAGGUGAUGUGUGGGUUCGUUGUCUUAGCGAACACAGCGUUUUUGUUCAAAGUUAUUAUUUAGAUAGAGAAGCUGGGCGUUGUCCAGGUGAUGCUGUCCACAAAAUCUACCCUUCAGCCUACAUAAAGGUAUUUGAUUUACGUCAGUGCUACCGACAAAUCAAACAACAGGCUCACGCUGCCCAAGCCGCCGCAGCCGCUCAAGCCGCAGCCAUUUCUACUGGUGUAGGGCCUGGCGCCUUGAUACCGCAGAUCGGCAUGAGCGUGGGCGUCGAUGAUCUUCGGAGGCUCUGUAUUCUUCGACUUAGCUUCGUGAAAGGCUGGGGCCCAGAUUACCCUCGUAAAAGUAUCAAAGAAACACCAUGCUGGAUAGAGAUUCACCUGCAUCGCGCUUUGCAGUUGUUGGAUGAGAUCUUAAUUACUAUGCCAAUUAACGAGCCUCGACCGCAUGAUACAUGACUACUGAUCUGUAAAAGCGUCUGCCUGGCUUCAAUUAUGAAAAUUUUAUUGAAUCACUAUUUGCAGGUUAAACCUACUUGAGCGACUAAACUAGUGUCCCUUUCAAUUUCCUUUUUGGGUGGUCGCUCGUUCAGGUUUAGUGUACAUUUUAUUUUUAUUUUAUUAUAUUAUUAUUAUUAUGUCUUUUAACACACGUCUUGUAGAAAAUUAGACUGUAAAAGGUGUAGUGCGGUUUGUGAUUUUUCGAUAGAAAUACUACUCUACCGUCUUUUCGGGAAUUUUGUUGCACAACUUUCACCGAAUGGUGAGCCAUUAAAGACGGCUAUAUACACCUAAUUGCAGUAACGUUGUCAUACAAAAAGGCAACAACGAAAUCAAGAAAACUAUUUAAAGUUGCGCAAAAACCGCUUUUUGCUCGUUCGCUGUUUCACUGCUCGCUCGCUAUUUUUGCUCGUCCGCACUGACCGAGAACCUGGAACAGGCCACCGAUCGCAAAAUGUGGUACAAGCGGAAGCGUGCCUAAUUAAGUCCUGUCUAUUGUUUGUUUGUUUGUUUCUCUCUUUCUUGCUCUCUUUUUCUCCAUGCCAGUGUUGAUGCAGUUAGGUGUGCAGCAUUAUAAUAAUUAGUUCCGUGCUUUUAUUUUCGCUUGACUGCGGCCAAUGUUCACCCAAGGUUGUGAGGUUUUUUGAUGUUUUGGAGUAAUAAUAGAUCUACUAAAGCGUUCACACACGAAAUUAUGGAAGCGAUUCGGUGCAGUGGAGAGGUACAUUACCUUUGCUACUUUUCAAACGUUACCUUUCCGCGCGAAUCAACGCGGCCCGCAAGGCAUUGUUGGUGAAGAUGGACCUUUACUAAUAAUCAUGAUGAUCAAAGAAAAAUAGUAAUACGAAAAAUGUGUCAUAAGCGCGAGCUUUCUGUUGUUAAACUCUGAGAAAUGUGCUCCUUGUUCACUGAAAAUGUUUCUUCAUUGAGAAUAUCAAAAGCUUUUGACACGUAGGGGAGUGGCUUUUGAGAUCUGUGAGAUACAUUAUCAGUUUAAUAUGAAAUCAACGAUUUCAAAAGUCUUUCCUUAGCUUAGGCCAGAUUUUCGUCGCUCUCUCGGGUCCGGGCUUGUUCCUCCCCACGUGAAAAAAGUCUUUUCCAGGGACGGAGCGCGGUUUCAUUUCCCAAACAGCGGCUGAUAAUGGAGCCUAUACUUAGCUUCCUUGUUGUAAAUCUGUGGGUGAAUUUUAAAAGUGUUGUCUUUCACAGAAAGUGAAGAAAGUUUGUUCUGUCUCUCUUAUUGUUAAUCUUCCUAGUCAGAAAGUCAUAAGUAUCGGUCGCUUACCUUUCAACUUCUUUGAUUGUUUAUAGAAAAUUUUGUCAACUUUUCCACGAUAACUGUUUUUCAGUUGAACUUUUUUUUUUUGAUCCUCGGUUUAUAUUCUUUUGUUAAAGCUUUAGGUAACUAUGUUUUCCAUGCUUUUUAUUUCUAAGCUUCGUAACGUCUAUGUGGUUUUAACUGUUGUUGUAAAUUGUUGUCGAUACCAUUUUUGCUCUCUUUGAAGUCACCUAGGAAACGUCCUGUCCUUGGAAAGCUAAACUGUUCCAGAUUAUUACGGUUGACUUAACUUAAUUUAACCAGUUCUGUUUUUAUCUCCGUUACUUGUUACCGGGUGAUAUAUUUUACUUAUAGCACCACAUGUAAGCGAAGGUUCACAUGUUGUGGUCUAUACUGAACUGUAUAAAUGGACGGUUUCAAACUGUGCUGCAGUGUCGUACCGAAACUUAAGUUUAUUAGUCGAGUUCAUGAGGUAAAUAGACCUUUUCGCGUGUAUGUUUUGCGCAUUAAUUUCGACAAAACAAAAGCGUUUACGUAAGCUAAGAGGUUCACUCCCACAGGAACACCAACAUGGCCGCCUUUUCAUUUUUUUGAGACACCAACAUUGCGCAGCUGACGUCGUGUGAAAAGGCUCUAUUUAUCAUUUCCACAUUUUCCAUAAUAAAGCUUGUUUACCCCCCUCCCCUCCCCCCUAAAAAAAAUGGGCAUAAACAUUGUCUUCAGUUUUUCUUUGGACGAUUUUAAUAUAUGUGACAAUUUGAAAACAAUGGUUAUGUACAAUUUCUGGAGGCAGGCAGGGUAAACAACGUCCAUUGAAGAUUAUGUGUUGCUACUUAAACCAGUAUUCUCUUUCAAUAUCCACUGAGAAUGUAAACUGAAGUAUACAACAAAACAAACCAGCCAUGUAAUGUCGAUAUUUCAAAAGCCACAUUUCGAGCCCUGCUCCUUCUUUCGGAGUGAAUUACAAUCUAACGCUCCAAACGUCAGCUUUUGGAAUUAUGUACAAUUUAUUAACCUUAUAAACUCAGUUUCUAGUAAUUUCUGGAAGCGAACUCUUGCAAUCUAACAUUGCUAAAAGUAAUUUUUAGGUAGAGGUUAGCAACUUUACUCGCGUUAGUGAUAUAUAGCGUAAAGAAUAUUAAAAUAUAAGAUUAGUUUCUAAACAGAAAAAUAUUUUUGGUGCCCUGUGACUUUUUCCUCGCAGUAUGUCGACUUGUAUUCUUGGAGGAAACGUGCAACAAUUGUAAAUAUGUUAUGUUUUUAAAUAAUGCACUGCUCUUUAGUUUCUACAGAGCGAAGCACUGCGAGGAAACAAAACAAGGAGCAUGCUGAAAAGUAAAAGUUAAUAAACACAUAGUGAAAACAUCCCACUGGGUGAUUGUCUU
This is a messenger RNA of Porites lobata, 13753 nucleotides long. Lineage: Eukaryota; Metazoa; Cnidaria; Anthozoa; Scleractinia; Poritidae. The record is from the annotation of a GenBank genome assembly.